Messenger RNA from Selaginella moellendorffii, 300 nucleotides. RefSeq names its product ribosomal protein S19, mitochondrial. Gene Ontology annotation, biological process: translation; ribosomal small subunit assembly. The transcript has a single exon. Gene Ontology annotation, molecular function: structural constituent of ribosome; RNA binding. The coding region runs from base 1 to 300 and encodes 99 amino acids. Lineage: Eukaryota; Viridiplantae; Streptophyta; Lycopodiopsida; Selaginellales; Selaginellaceae. Gene Ontology annotation, cellular component: ribosome; cytosolic small ribosomal subunit. The record is from RefSeq and is a predicted model, not a curated record.
AUGUCACCGAGGUCCAAAUGGAAGGGUCCGUUCGUGGACGAGGCAGUCAAGGCCAUCGUGGACGGAGCAAAGAUUUACUCGCGGAGGUCCACAAUCCUGACGGACUUCGUGGGCUUCAUGGUCCAGAUCCACAAUGGUAAGACGUUUCUGGGAGUGAAGAUCACCGAGGACAUGGUGGGUCACAAGUUUGGCGAGUUUGCGUGCACUCGCAAGAUCAAAAACCUGCGCAAGAGCGCCGGGGCAUCGAAUCAAGGCAAAGGCGCCACUCCCGGCAAAGGUGGAGGAGCAAAGAAGAAGUGA